Messenger RNA from Olea europaea var. sylvestris, 1057 nucleotides. Its product is annotated as Golgi SNAP receptor complex member 1-1. The transcript is spliced from 5 exons. Bases 177 to 842 code for a protein of 221 amino acids. Gene Ontology annotation, molecular function: SNAP receptor activity. Gene Ontology annotation, biological process: vesicle fusion; endoplasmic reticulum to Golgi vesicle-mediated transport. Lineage: Eukaryota; Viridiplantae; Streptophyta; Magnoliopsida; Lamiales; Oleaceae. Gene Ontology annotation, cellular component: cis-Golgi network; Golgi medial cisterna; SNARE complex. The record is from RefSeq and is a predicted model, not a curated record.
CACGUCUACACCAAAUCAAUUUGGAGUGCUUUGAGUAGCAAAAUUGUCAAAUUAUAUAUUUUUCACUAGUCUCCCUUGAUCGGCGCACCUCACCUACUUUACUAUAGAAUUAGACUUGAAAUUUUACGAACAACAAUUCGAAAACAGAAAGGAAAAAAUUGAAACCCUGACAUUAAAUGGAUCCUUCUAUAUCUUGGGACUCCUUGCGAAAACAGGCAAGGAAACUCGAAGCACAACUCGAUGAACAGAUGCAUUUAUAUCGAAAAUUAGUAUCAAGAAAAAUUGAUAAUACUAAUGAUAAUGAUUUAGAAUCCGGAAUUGAGCAUCUUCUCAAACAGCUUCAACAAGUAAAUUUGCAAAUGCAAGCUUGGGUUUCAUCUGGAGGAUCUGAAAUUUUUUCUCAUACAUUGACUCGACAUCAAGAAAUUCUUCAGGAUCUUACUCAGGAAUUUAAUCGGCUUCAUUCUAGUCAAAGAGCUAAGAAAGAGCAUGCUUCUUUACUUGAGGAUUUUAGGGAGUUUGAUCGUACAAGAUUAGACCUGGAAGAUGGAGGUGGUUCGUAUGAUCAAGCUCUCCUCAAGGAGCGUGCUACCCUCAAUAGAAGUACAGGACAGGUGGACUCCGUGAUCUCACAAGCACAAGAAACCUUAAAAUCUCUCAUGUUUCAACGUUCGACAUUUGGGGGCAUUAAUUCAAAGCUAAGUAAUGUCAGCAGUCGGCUUCCAACGGUGAAUCACAUUCUCUCGGCUAUAAAGAAGAAAAAGUCCAUGGAUACCAUCAUCCUUUCCUUGCUCGCUGCUGUUUGCACGUUUCUCAUUUUAAUUUACUGGUGGACGAAGUAAGAAAACAUUGCGCGAGUGUACUGGUGGAACCUUGUGACGUGAUCUUUUGCUAGUUAUAUUGUUUAUACAUACCUUGUUAAGCUGUCACAAAUUUUUUGCUUUCUAUACUGGUAUUGGCUUCUCGGACAACACUGUAGCCAUUUUGUUGGCGAACGACACUUUGGUAAAUCUAAUCAGAUCGCAACCAAGUUCAACAAUGGCUUGUUUAUCACUGG